GGGAGGGAGGGAGGAAGGAAGUGCCUCACUCACCUCACUUAUCAUCAUUAAUACAACACUUGUUUCUCCUCUUUUAUCACUUACAUAGUACAGUAAUAACCUCUCAAGAGACCUUCCACACAUCGUGUUCUAGGAAAAUAAUUAAGAAGGCACUGGACAGGCACCUGAAGUCAGUACCUGACCAGCCGGGCUGUGGUUCAUACGUCAGUUUGCGUGUGGCCAGCAGUAACAGCCUGAUUGAUCAGACCCUGAUCCACCACAAGGCCUGGUCCCAGACUGAACCGUGGGGGUGUUCACCCCCAAAACCCUCUCCAGGAGAAACCUACAGGCAGACACAAGUGCUUAGACCUGCUUUCGAGUGAUAAUAUAGUUCUCACUCGAGUACCUGCAGUGUCUACAAUGAAGACUAACUCAAAUAAUUCAUUUAAAAACAAAAAGAAAUGGCAUUCAAAUCAGCACAAGAAUAAGCGGCUGAGGCCCCAGAACAGACAAAACAAGCUGCACAUCAAGUUUGAUCCAAAUGACAGAAGAGAAUAUCUAACAGGAUUUCAGAAAAGGAAGAAGGAAAGGCGUGAAAAGGCCCACAAACAGAUUGAAAAUGGAAUUAAAAAUGAAAUGAAAAGGAUAAGGAAAGAUAGAGUUAAUCUGGUGAAGAAGUUGAUAUACCAAAAUCAAGAAGUGCCAGAGAGUGAGAAUGAUGAGGAAGACAGAAUAGAAAAUAGCAGUGUUACUGUUAAUAGCUGUGGAUCUGCAACUGUUGAAAUAUCUGGAAUUGACUUAGUCUCCGAUUUCCACAUUGGGACUAAUCAGAUGAAGCUUGGUAAUGCAAACCCAAAAACAACACCCACCAAAAGUGUAGCUGAAAAAUAUUCAGAAGAUGAGGAAGAAGAGAAGAUAGAUAAAGAAAAAUUAGACGAGCUUGGCAUUCAUAAUAAAAAGGAUUUGUAUCGCUCUUUAAAAAAGAGCUCCUUCCAGAUAAUGAAGAAAAGCCAUUUGAUGAAACUAAAACAAGCUAGAGAUGCAAAAAAACAGAAAAAAGCUCAGAUUAAGGCAAAUAAUCGCAAACAAAAAUUGAAAAAAAAGAAAAGAGACACAGGCGACCACCAUUAAAGAACAAGGGGCUUAGU
This is a messenger RNA of Cherax quadricarinatus, 1127 nucleotides long. RefSeq names its product nucleolar protein viriato (gene vito). The record is from RefSeq and is a predicted model, not a curated record. Gene Ontology annotation, cellular component: nucleolus. NCBI's taxonomy places the organism in Eukaryota, Metazoa, Arthropoda, Malacostraca, Decapoda, Parastacidae. Gene Ontology annotation, molecular function: rRNA binding.